AUGGCGUCCAGACUGGCGAGGAGCGUGGCUGGAGCCAGCAAACUCCGCCCAUCAACCCUCCCUCUCCGUGCUCUCACAGCUAGCACCCCGUUAACCACGUCCCGCUAUCAAUCGAACGUGCCCGCUCAACAAGAUCCUAAGAAAGCCGCACAAUCCAUCGUGGAUUCUCUGCCGGGCACGUCCCUCGCGUCCAAGACCGCCAUCCUCUCCGCGGGCGCCGGCAUUUCCGUCUGGGCCAUCAGCAAUGAACUCUACGUCCUGAACGAGGAAUCCGUCGUGGCCUUCUGCUUGCUGUCCGUCUUCUACGGCAUCUUCCGAUAUAUGGGACCCAUGUACAGCGACUGGGCGGACAACCAAGUGCAGCGGAUCAAGGACGUUUUGUACCAGGCGCGGACCAAUCACGCAGGAGCAGUCAAGGCGAGGAUCGAAGAGGUCAAGCCCUUGAGCAACGUGGUCGAGAUCACCAAGCAAUUGUUUGAGGUGUCAAAGGAAACCGCUCGCCUCGAGGCCGAAGCCUUCGAGCUCGAGCAGCGCACCGCUCUGGCUGCCGAAGCCAAGACCGUCCUGGACAGCUGGGUCCGCUACGAAGGGCAAGUCAAGCAGCGCCAGCAGAAGGAAUUGGCUGAUAGCAUUAUCGCCAAGGUGACCAAGGAGUUGGAAAACCCCAAGGUGCUGCAGCAGAUUUUGGCUCAGAGUGUCGCGGACGUGGAGAGAUUGGUUGCGAGCAAGAGUCAGUAA
Molecule: messenger RNA, 738 nt
Organism: Cladophialophora carrionii CBS 160.54
Lineage: Eukaryota; Fungi; Ascomycota; Eurotiomycetes; Chaetothyriales; Herpotrichiellaceae
Exons: 3
Coding region: 1-738 (245 amino acids)
Biological process (GO): proton motive force-driven ATP synthesis
Molecular function (GO): proton transmembrane transporter activity
Source: RefSeq, a predicted model, not a curated record